AUGUUGUCUCGAGCGGCGGCUCCCUCUUCCUCCACCUUCGCGUCGAUCUCGAGCCGUUCCCUCCGCGCCCAGGGAGCGGCAACCCGCGCGUUCGCUACUGUGCAGGAGGCUCCUCCAGUCCGACACCAUGGCGGGCUCCGGGACCAGGAUCGCAUCUUCACCAACUUGUACGGACACCACGCCCCGGAUCUCAAGUCGUCUAUGAAGUAUGGUGGUGAUUGGCACCGAACAAAGGAUAUCGUCCUCAAGGGUGACGAUUGGCUCAUCUCCGAAAUCAAGGCUUCUGGCUUGCGUGGUCGUGGUGGUGCUGGUUUCCCCUCGGGUCUAAAAUACUCAUUCAUGAACACCAAGGACUGGGACAAGGACCCUCGGCCCCGCUAUCUGGUCAUCAACGCUGAUGAGGGUGAGCCCGGUACUUGCAAGGAUCGCGAGAUCAUGCGCAAGGAUCCCCACAAGCUAGUUGAAGGUUGCUUGGUUGUUGGUCGGGCUAUGAAUGCCAAUGCCGCUUACAUCUACAUUCGUGGUGAAUUCUACCACGAGGCUACCGUCCUGCAGCAGGCCAUCAACGACGCCUACGCUGCUGGUCUUAUCGGGAAGAACGCAUGCGGUAGUGGCUACGACUUCGACGUUUACAUCCACCGUGGAAUGGGCGCCUACAUUUGCGGCGAGGAGACUUCGCUCAUUGAGUCUAUCGAGGGCAAGGCUGGCAAGCCUCGCCUGAAGCCCCCAUUCCCAGCUGCCGUUGGUCUCUUCGGUUGCCCCAGCACCGUGACCAACGUCGAGACUGUCGCUGUUGUGCCCACUAUCAUGCGCCGCGGUGCCAGCUGGUUCUCGUCCUUCGGCCGUGAGCGUAAUGCCGGUACCAAGCUUUUCUGUAUCUCUGGUCACGUCAACAAUCCCGUCACUGUCGAGGAGGAGAUGUCCAUUCCUCUGCGUGAACUGAUCGAGAAGCACUGCGGUGGUGUCCGUGGUGGCUGGGACAACCUCUUGGCUGUAAUUCCUGGAGGUUCUUCCACGCCCGUUAUUCCCAAGUCUGUUGCUGACGACCAGCUGAUGGACUUUGACGCCUUGAAGGACUCUCAGUCCGGUCUGGGUACCGCUGCUGUCAUCGUCAUGGACAAGUCUACUGAUAUUGUUCGUGCCAUUUCUCGUCUUUCCACAUUCUACAAGCACGAGUCAUGUGGUCAAUGUACCCCAUGUCGUGAGGGCAGCAAGUGGACCAUGCAGAUCAUGCAGCGCAUGGAGACUGGUAACGCCCGUGAGCGUGAGAUCGACAUGCUGCAGGAGCUCACCAAGCAGGUCGAGGGACACACCAUCUGUGCCCUAGGUGAAGCCUUCGCUUGGCCCAUCCAAGGCCUGAUCCGCCACUUCCGUCCGGAGCUUGAGGCUCGCAUUCGCCAGUACGAGAAGGAGGUUGGCGGAACACCCUUCGCCGGUGGCUGGAAGCCUUCAGCGCGCGCCGAGGGCAAGUUGAUCUCCCCAGGCAUGUAA
Molecule: messenger RNA, 1491 nt
Organism: Penicillium diatomitis
Lineage: Eukaryota; Fungi; Ascomycota; Eurotiomycetes; Eurotiales; Aspergillaceae
Product: NADH-quinone oxidoreductase subunit NuoF
Exons: 3
Coding region: 1-1491 (496 amino acids)
Molecular function (GO): NADH dehydrogenase (ubiquinone) activity; FMN binding; 4 iron, 4 sulfur cluster binding
Source: RefSeq, a predicted model, not a curated record